AUGGAAAGACGGGGUCUUACCGUCGCGGUUCUCACAGCUCUCCUCUGUCUAGCGAGCUUCGCGCCGCGUGUGGCGGAAGCGGCAAUCGCGCGUCCGACGGAGACGCGACUGAAGGCGGAGCUGGGGAAGCUGGCGGAGAGCGUGGCGAAGAGACACCGACGAUACUCAAAUUUUACGAGCACCGUCAACAAGUAUUUUGGCCUCGCAUCGAGAUUGAAGUAUGACCUAUCUGCUCUCGCCAACGCGACCAUCCUCAUCCCCAUUAAUACCGAGUCAGAAGCCCUCCUUAAGAAGCUCCCCCUGAGAGGAUCCAAUAUCCCCAAGUUCUACAGAAUCACGGCAUUCCACAUCUUACGCAAGAAACUCUAUAUGCCGGAGCUUAAAGAGAUGAAGCCAGGACAGGCCGUGGCGCUCUUAUGCCUAGCGCGAUUCGCGCCGCGUGCUGCGGAUGCGGCAGUCGCGCCUCCGACGAAGGCGCAGCUGAAGGUGGAGCUGGGGAAGCUGGCGGACAGCGUGGCGAAGAAAUACCCGCAGUACUCGAGUUACACAAACACCGUCAAGAAAUAUAUUGGCCUCGCGUUGAAUUCCAAGUAUGACCUAUCAGCGCUCGCCAACGCAACCAUCCUCAUCCCCACUAACACCGAGGCCGAAGCCCUCCUUAAGAAGCUCCCCUUUAAGGCAGCCAACAUCCCCAAAAUCUACAACAUCACAGCCUUCCACAUCUUACGUAUAAAACGUUUCAUGCCGCAGUUCAAAGCGCUGAAGCCAGGGCAGGCCGUGGGUACUCAAUUAAAGCAGGCUCUUUAUAAGAUGAACCCGUUAAACGGAGCAAGAGUGUCAUUUGGGAGGGCGAGAACUGCGCCGGCAGCUGCAUGGACUACGAUUUUGACUCCAAGGAUUUAUGCUGGGCCGUAUUUUAUCGCACAUGGCGUGAGCAAAGUAUUGAUCCCGUUUGGCACCAAGGUGUGA
This is a messenger RNA of Closterium sp. Yama58-4, 969 nucleotides long. The record is from the annotation of a GenBank genome assembly. Lineage: Eukaryota; Viridiplantae; Streptophyta; Zygnematophyceae; Desmidiales; Closteriaceae.